Symbiodinium pilosum is the source of this 399-nucleotide messenger RNA. NCBI's taxonomy places the organism in Eukaryota, Dinophyceae, Suessiales, Symbiodiniaceae. The record is from the annotation of a GenBank genome assembly.
GGCCGCUAUGCCGGCAAGAAGGCCAUCGUAGUCAAGGCCUUCGAUGACGGCUCCAAAGCCCGGUCUUUCGGCCAUGCCUUGGUUGCGGGAAUCGACCGUGCACCGCUGAAGGUGACGAGGCAGAUGUCGAAGAAGAAGAUCACCAAGCGCACCAAGGUCAAGCCCUUCGUGAAAUAUGUCAACUACAACCACAUCAUGCCGACGCGAUACAACGUGCCAGCCGAGCUGUCCCCGGCGACCAUUUGCACAGAUGCGCAGAUGGACACUCCUGAUGGCCGCAAGGAAGCCAGGAAGUUCGCCAAGAGCCUCUUCCAGGAGAAGUUCCAUGCGCCGCCUGCAGACAAGUCCGGCCGGCCAUCCAAGGACGUCCUCUACAUGCGCAAGAAGCUGCGCUUCUGA